AUGGGCAAGCGUAGUGUAAUCCAUUGAACUAAAAAUAACCACGCCCACUCAUAGAGAUUAUAAAUAACACAUUAAUUAACAUAAAUAACAUUAUAGUGUUAUUUAUAAUCGCUACACUGUUGUCAUGCCCAGUCUUUUCACGUAACGGAAAAACGCGGGUUUUUUUAAAUUUCCAAGACUGGGUAAAAAAAUGCACUAAAACAUCGAGGUAAAAUGCACCUACCAGUACAUUGUUUACAAUAAAAACAUUCUUCAAAACUCUAGAGUAAAAUAUUUUUAAUUUAUUUGUGUAGAAUUCGUAAUUAAAUUUUCUUUUUUGAGAAAAAAACGUUGAGCGAAGUGUGGAGCUCGCCGUGGUCUAAUCAUAAGUAUUUGUGUGAAUUUCCCUACUGUGCUCCUUCCUUUUUAAAUUUAUUGAGGGUGGGAAAGGGUAUUUUCGUGAGCCGUGAAUGGCGAAUAUUUGUUCGUGUGAAAUGCUUGAUUUUAGUGUCGUGAAAUGUGAUGGCGGUGAGAACAAGGGUCCUGGCGGUGAGGACAAGGUUCCUGGCGGUGAGGACAAGGUUCCUGGCGGUGAGGACAAGGUUCCUGGCGAUGAGGACAAGGUUCCUGGCGGUGAGGACAAGGUUCCUGGCCGUGAGGACAAGGUUCCUGGCUGUGAGGACAAGGUUCCUGGCGUUGAGGACAAGGUUCCUGGCGGUGAGGACAAGGUUCCUGGCCGUGAGGACCAGGUUCCUGGCGUUGAGGACAAGGUUCCUGCCGGUGAGCACAAGGUUCCUGGCGGUGAGUACACGGUUCCUGGCGGUGAGGACAAGGUUCCUGGCGGUGAGGACAAGGUUCCUGGCGGUGAGGACAAGGUUCCUGGCGGUGAGGAAAAGGUUUCUGCCGGUGAGGACAAGGUUCCUGGCG
Molecule: messenger RNA, 906 nt
Organism: Paramuricea clavata
Lineage: Eukaryota; Metazoa; Cnidaria; Anthozoa; Malacalcyonacea; Plexauridae
Source: the annotation of a GenBank genome assembly